This is a messenger RNA of Parastagonospora nodorum SN15, 558 nucleotides long. RefSeq lists its product as hypothetical. NCBI's taxonomy places the organism in Eukaryota, Fungi, Ascomycota, Dothideomycetes, Pleosporales, Phaeosphaeriaceae. The transcript has a single exon. Bases 1 to 558 code for a protein of 185 amino acids. The record is from RefSeq and is a predicted model, not a curated record.
AUGCAGGCUGGUUCGAUAUCAUCAUCCGACAACGACAUCACCCUGUUCUCUCGCCGCUCGCACCGACGAGGAGGCUUUUGGUCAAGCAGUCCCGACGCGGAUAUUCGUCUCGCCCGCGCCAUGGAGAACCACGAGAACGCCUUUGUAAGGAUAUUCACCCAGUAUCAAUGCCAGCAGAUACUCGCGCAGAGCUCUGACAUGCGGAGCUUCAAAGCCGCAGUAUACUCGUGCACGGAGCUUCGUGCGGCAAUCGACGUCGAGAGCCCUGAGUCGUACCUUAUCUGGACGAACAUGGUUGCGUCGAUCAGAAGAUCAGAGAUUCCGUUCGUUCCAGGGGUGACAACUGCAGAGAACUGCGACCACGAGGAUCACAAUGGAGAAGACGACAACAGUGGCGAGGACGAAGACAGUGACGACGAUGACGACGACAACAUCGUGGACGAAGAGAAUGAGGAUGAAGGAAGCGACAGCGGCGACGGCAGUGGUGUUGAAGACAACGAGCAGCGAUACGCCAGUCGAAUCGUGCCCUCGCACUGGAGGUUCAGUGCCACCGAUUGA